Molecule: messenger RNA, 912 nt
Organism: Gigantopelta aegis
Lineage: Eukaryota; Metazoa; Mollusca; Gastropoda; Neomphalida; Peltospiridae
Exons: 7
Coding region: 1-888 (295 amino acids)
Molecular function (GO): signaling receptor activity
Source: RefSeq, a predicted model, not a curated record
AUGCCGCUGUCCUCGCGCUGUGACGUCAGGUGCGGUCUCCCUGACCGUGGGAGAUCCUUUACAGCAUUGUUGCUGGUUUUGUCAGUUGAAACUCUUCGAUCUGACCAGGAAGCUCCGACAGAUCCAGAGACUGAUGACGUAAAGUGUCUGAGUUGCGCUGAUGUCAGUACGCCGUUCAGUUGCGAUGAAGCCAUUUGGUGCGGGAAAGGCGAGAUUUGUUACACUAGAGAGACUGUCAACCAUCGUGGACACCAAGCUUUUCGUCUCGGCUGCGAGAAUAAGAAUAGCUGUGAGUUCUACAGACAUGCGUCGUUGCUGUUUGGGAAGAGAAAUGCCGAGCAGACGGACGCCGAAUCAGAAGCAGACGACACGCCAAGGCGGGAAUGCUACGCGUGUUGCGAGUCAACGGAAUGUAACAGCGGUCUGUGUCGAGAGGCUCUCAUUUCGAAUAACCUCACCGUCAACCACACACAAUGCCAAACUGGAUUUAUUCGAGGGCCCAAGUCAUGUUACUAUAUAGCCAACUGGACAGAAACCUGGACUCAAGCCCGUUUUAUAUGUCGCCAGCUAUCCAGUGACUUGGUUUCGGUAAACGACCAAAGAGAGCAAGCCUUUCUAGCCGUACAGCUGAAGACGUACAAAGAGUUACAGUCUCCCCAAGCGUUUUGGACUGGCGGCUUCUAUGUUUCAUAUUCAGACGAGUGGACCUGGUUUGACCAUAGUGCUGCUGUUUACCAAAACUGGGGGCCAAGUCAGCCUUACAGCACUAGCUACGCCAUAGCGCUAGUGAAUCCGUAUGGAUCGUACUCUGGUUACCCAAGUUGGUCUUGGGCUACCAUCAGAAGUACGUAUUCUUAUGGAUUCAUCUGUGAGAGUGCAUACAAGUAACGGAGUGUGUUUUAUCUGUAUUGU